Molecule: messenger RNA, 573 nt
Organism: Spodoptera exigua (beet armyworm)
Lineage: Eukaryota; Metazoa; Arthropoda; Insecta; Lepidoptera; Noctuidae
Source: the annotation of a GenBank genome assembly
AUGGGUCGGCUCGAUCGGAGUGAUACCACGGCCUCACAGAAGACCGACGUGAAACAACCACAGCGUUGUGUUUCGCCGCAUUUGCUCAGCAGUAGACUAGUUAUACUAAAGGGUAGUGGUGGUGAUGAUGAUGAUGAUGAUGAUGAUGACGAUGAUGCUAUCUUUGAUUUGACUGCACGGUUGGCGCGGUGGCUGGGCAACUGGCUGCCGCGCAACGUGUCGCGGGUCGGCAAACGGGCAGAUGGAUUACCUGAUGAAGAGAAAGCCAAAGAGACAGAGGCCAAUUCUGACGUGAAGUCAGAAGAGCAGGCAGCGACAAAGAUCCAAGCGGCUUUCCGUGGACAUCGAACGAGGAAAUCAAUGAGCAUGAAGACCAGCAAGCAGCAACCACAGCCAGAACCCCAGCCUACCAAGGCUGAGCUGGAGGCAGAAUUCCGAGCUGAUGAUAAAGGUCCCGCUCGACUAGAACCAGAACCGAGAGUGCCGAGCGUAGCGUUCCACGCGCUAAAUGUGGGCCACGGCCACGGGGCCCUAAAUGGCCAAAGUUUAGCCAGGGUCGCGGGUCAAGCGUAA